UGACGAUCGCUCCAUGACAAUUACGGCAACAAACCCAUGCGGUCGGGUCUGUCGAUAUUCCCUAUGUAGUGGCACAUAGGCUAUCAUUUACCUUUGAUCAGCAGUGCGAGCAAAGAGAUUAUUUAAUCUGGGAGAGGUGUGAGGAAAAAGUGAAAUGUCGCGAUACGACAAUAACAGUGGACCGUUGACUCUCAUCCAUGAUCUGCGACACUUGCCAAAGGAAGAAGUUGACAAGUUAAAUGCAACACCUAGAAGCUUGGACCAGAACCUGAAUAAUCCAACCAGUACUGUCGGAAAUUUUCGUAUCAAGGGAUUCGUAAAUAACAAUUUCGUCAAACCAACCAUUCCACGGACAAUCCCCAACCAAGGAAUUCUAACAAGUGCUGAUGACCCAAAACUUGAUCUAAAGAUACCAUCACCCAAAAAUUCGGUAGGCUCUCCGCAAAAGUCAGUAACCUCUUUACCAAAGUCAGUAGCUUCCCCUGUCAAAUCGGCUGGAUUACCAUCCCCCACCAAAUCUGUGGGACCACAAUCCCCUGUCAAAUCUGUGGGGCCACCAUCCCUAGUCAGAGCUGCGGGACUGCCAUCUCACCCUGUCUCCAAGGGCUCUGCACAAGGCUCAAAUCCUGCCAUGGAUGGGCGACAGUCACACCAGUCGUCACAGCGACGUGACCUUACAUCAAGGUCAUCACAAAACAGACACCAACAUUUAGAUCAAAACUUUGAUCCCUCAACGGGCUGGGCCAAGGAGAGACCAUCACCACGAUACAAUAGCCAGGACCAUCCCCUCAGUUACCGUUCAGUAAACCAGCACCAGGGAAGACAUUAUAGCGAAGACUAUGAAUCCAAUCAAAAUAUACCUAUAAGAAACGCACACGAAAAAACACAAGAACAGAUCAGGAAAGAAACACAGCAGUACAUUGAUAGAAAGGAAGAGGAGAGGAAGUUCAAGGCGGACAGCCAAAACAGGCUGAGGGAGAAACAGGAAGACCAGCGUAGGACACGAGAGAUGUUGGAAGAUCAUGAACCUUUCGGGAGACCUGGAGCAGGGGCCCCGAACGGGAGUGACAACAAGAAAAAAAAGUUUAUUGAGGAACAGUUUAAUGCCCGUGGAGAACCUGCACGAUAUCAGUAUGAGCCGCCCUCUGGGUUAAGUACAAGUAGUUUUCAGUUUUGGGACAGUUUUGGCCGGCCUGGCCAUGGUGCCCCACUUAAAACAGAUUCUGGCAAUCUAAAGGCUCAUCUUGUUGGGGAUGUGAUAAUUCGAUUUCAGGAUCGGUAUGUACGUGAUAUCGAGAACCACCGUCGGCACGACAGACCCCCUGAAGAGAAGAAGAGAUACUUAGAUGAUCUCAAACAACAGCAACAAGAGAAGAAAUCGAAUCGUCAUACUUCAAAUGGUGCUCAGAACCCAGAUAUGGCCAGAGAACAAGACCAAGGUUUGGAUGGUAUGCCGCCAUUCCAUUCUCCAGGGAGGAACGGCAUGGUAACAGAUAGACAGCGAUAUGAUCAAGUAAAGGAAAAUCUAGGCCAGUUGAGGAGAGAGAAUGAGGCUUUAGAAAGGAGUAGUCCUGACCCGUUAACACAUCCAGAUGCAUACCUGAAACAGAAAGCGAUGUUUCAAGAAUUUGACCCUUGGGGAAGGGGCGUAGGGAAUCCACAUAGAGAUUCCGGUGGUAACGUCGCUCGAUACCCAUUUAAACUGGGUAGAACCCAGGAGGGAUUCGGGCCGACCUACGGGAAUUUUUACAAGACAGGUAUAAGCAGUCCUAAAUCAGCCCCAGACACCAAUAUCAGAUAUGAUGAGAACCCAUACGACAACCUCGGUAAAUCGGGACCCGCCCGUAAACCAAACCGAGAGUACCUUCCUGCAUACGACCCGUUCAGUAAACCAGGCGCAGGUGCACCAAGGCAGGGCGUACGCGGCGAAAGAGUCACACAAAUUCAGGGACUGAUGGAUAGAUCGUCUAUGGAAAAUUUUGUCAAAGGAAAUAGCUUUUUAAACAUCAAACCAGAUAGGCAGGAAGAAGAAAGAAUGAACGAGAAGAUAAUGCAGAAAAAAUAUCGUGAAGACCUGGAUGUACAGGUGGCACAAAAUACACGCAAGGGCAAUGAACAAGACCGUCAUAAACACGAAAGUCAAAGAGAUUAUGCGGAUAUCAUCGAUUCAUAUAGGGCACGUCCCCGAUCAAAACAUCAUUUACCUCACAGUGACAUAUCACGUGCUAGAGAUGGCCGCGUCCCAGUGGAUUUCCGUGAAGCUCGGGAGUACCACGAGGAAUUAGAUGUUGGCUUUUCUAAUAAUCUGGCCAAGAAGAGACUAGACAGGAUGAAAGAUUACCAGGAAUCUCGUCGGCAUAUUGACAAAAUGUCAACAUACUGGGGGCGAUAUGGAGGUGGCAACAGGAAAAGCGAACAACAUACACACAAGGGAAACCUAGAUAACCUUAUCAACAAUGAAGAGAAAGGACGUUUCUCCAUGACGGAUGUUUACGUAAAAGGGAAGGACUGGUCUCAAUUCGAUGACAAGACUCCAGGAUGGGAUGAUUUUACUACAAGGAACGCUGCACCACAAAUCACCCCUCGCUAUGACUCCAACGACGACCUGUCGCCUAGAUACACACGUGUCACCGUGGAUAGUCACCACGCUAAUCAGUAUGACUAUCCAAUGACAGGUCCUAGCUUUUCUAAGAAGUACUAUGAGAUGAAAUCGCCGUGGGCGCCACACUAAGAUGACACUUACCUCCAUUGAUAACCACUAGAAGACUCCCAGUAACGCGUAGACAGAAUUUCAAAUAACAUGUAUCAAAAUGUUCUUUACAGAUCGAAGUGAAAUGAAUUUGUGAUACAUAAAAGUAAAAGGACACUUUCAAACAGCAUGGUACCCUACGAGGUAUACCACAGUGAUUUGGUUGUGGAUUUCAUUAUAUAAUUUCGCAGAAGAAAGCACUGUUUAUAAGUUUGAGAUGGGUCGUCCUGGAUACCGAGAGAUAUUUCAAAGGAGUGGCUAUAACUGGUACAUAGGAAAUUUCCAUACAUAGUUUGGUUGUUAUGGGGACACAUUCUGUAUUAUUAGGGAAACUCAUAUGUAUAGAUAAUAAGUCAGGAAUAGACGUUCAUACAAUGUUGUCAGUAUUCAGAACUUUUCGUGCGUACGUAAAUUGAGUAUAGGUAAAUAUUCACACUAUAACUCUUACAGUUAUAUACGUACGUCCUAUUUGGAGAGUAUUAACAAUUCGAUUUUAUAAAUUAGCUUGUUUAGUAUGUGAUGUAUUAUGCGGUAACGGUUCUGAGAUCAUUGUGUUGUCCAUCCUGUGAACACUACACGAGCUGCCCGUAGUCGUACAUUGUACGAAAGGUUGUCAUCCUGUAUUUUGACUCUUCGUUUGAAUACGUUAUCAUAGUGGUAAACUUGUAAACAGAAAUUUGUAAAUAGUUAUACAUCUGUAUAAAUCAUGCUGAUGGAUUUGUAUUUAUCUUUUGUAUUGUUAUUAAGUCUACGUUAUGGAAUAAAAAUAUUCUUUUUAUCAUUUAUGCGUAUUUUGCAUCAGGAAACUGUAAAUAGUUAAAUUCGAUUGAUAUUUCAUUAAGAUUAUUUUUUCUAUAUGGAAAUGUAUGAAUAUUUGUAGAUGUUAAAAGAAUGCACGCUAUAUGUACUCAUGGUUAAGUCAUUUGUUUUAACUGUUCAGUUACAUGUGUGACAAAAUCACACUAAAAUUAUCUGUAAAUGAGGAAAAAAUAUGAACAGUCUUAAAUAUGUUCAUGUCACGGAAAAUGAUCGAUGGUAAAUGAUAUAUAAUUGGUAGCUAAGUGGGUUGCUUAGUGGAUGAUAUCGUUGAGGAUUGUAUAUCCCUUUUCAAUGCAUGGAAAGCAUUAAGAUAUGUAAACGUUUCUGAAAGCAGAACCUGGAUUUCGAUAUUGAGUAAAAAAUCUUGUUCCAAAGGUUAUACGAUUAGUUGUAUAAAAUAUCAUUAAAUAGUGUUUUGAUACAUUACCCUGACCUGAUUUUGUGAUAAAUAUCAUUGUUUUUGUUUUGAUGUGGAUAUCCUGUAAAGGCCAUGUAAAGGCCGAUUCUUGUGUAUAAUGUAUGAGACCGAACGGGUGAUGUUCAUAUAUAUAUACCCGUCUGUGAUAUGUACUGUUUUGUUCAUGUCUUAAAAUCAAGACACUUUGAUAUCAGCCAUCCAUCACGGAAUCUCGUUGUAAAUUUUUAAAGCAAAUUUGAUUCCAUUCGCCUGCGUGUAAAGAUAUAAUUGUAUUUAAUUACUUUCGCAAUUAUCAUCAUAUUUGAUCAAAAGGAUAAUCAUUCAUAGCAAUUUUCUCGUGGAUGUAACACUGUGUUGCGUUUAUUCAAUUAUCUGUGAUAAACUAGCAUGCAUUUUUUUAAUUUUUCUCUUACAUGUCAUCUAUUUAUUUUUCAGUUUUGAUUGAAGGAAAUACCAUGUACAUUUCUCGUUGAUAUAUAAUUAACCGUCCUUCGUUAUUUCUGUUUAGGUUUUUUAAUGAAUGCGUUUUAACAUAUUACAUAGUAUUUAUUUCAUAAUAUAUAUUUUUACAAAACACUAUCAUUAUAUGUGGAUUAUAUGCAUAUAUCUGAUAUACGUGGUGAAAUCUAUACUUCAAAGUUAAAAGAGUAAGCAUAAGUAACAGCAUUACUUGCAUUUUCUAUGCAAAUAAACAUUUCACUC
Mizuhopecten yessoensis (Yesso scallop) is the source of this 4688-nucleotide messenger RNA. RefSeq lists its product as uncharacterized. Bases 155 to 2731 code for a protein of 858 amino acids. The transcript has 31 exons. NCBI's taxonomy places the organism in Eukaryota, Metazoa, Mollusca, Bivalvia, Pectinida, Pectinidae. The record is from RefSeq and is a predicted model, not a curated record.